Vigna radiata var. radiata (mung bean) is the source of this 1652-nucleotide messenger RNA. RefSeq names its product putative UDP-rhamnose:rhamnosyltransferase 1. Gene Ontology annotation, molecular function: UDP-glycosyltransferase activity. The record is from RefSeq and is a predicted model, not a curated record. The coding region runs from base 68 to 1393 and encodes 441 amino acids. Lineage: Eukaryota; Viridiplantae; Streptophyta; Magnoliopsida; Fabales; Fabaceae. The transcript has a single exon.
ACCAGAAGCCUGAUAUAUCGCCAUCAAAUAUAUUACUAGUGAAGGGCGUGCAUAACCACUAGUAUCCAUGGCGGAUAAGGAACUGCACAUUGUUGUGUUUCCAUGGCUAGCCUUUGGACACAAUGUUCCAUUUUUGGAGCUUGCAAAGCUCAUAGCUCAAAAGGGUCACAAAAUUUCUUUCAUUUCCACACCUAAAAACAUCCAUUGCCUCCCUAAACUACCUGAAAAUCUGAAACCUUGGUUGCAUCUGAUAGAAUUCCCACUCCCCCGCGUUGAAGAACUCCCUGAAAAUGCAGAGAACACGCUGGACACUCCUCCGCACUUGGUUCCAUACCUCUUCAAGGCUUACGAUGGUCUUGAAGAACCUUUGACUAAAUUUCUGGAGAAGAGCAGCCCGGAUUGGGUCAUUUGCGACUUUGCACCACACUGGUUGCCCCCACUGUCUUCCAAGCUAGGUAUCCCAUGCAUAUUUUUUUCUAGUUUUUCUGCAUCUGCUUCGUCUUUUGGUUUGGAGUGGUUUACGGGAAAGAAGAGUGUGGGAUUUGCUGAAGCCAAUCGUUUUCGUGAUGUGUAUACGAGGAAGCAAGUGGGUCAGAGUUCUCAGCCUAAGGAAGUGAAUCGGUUCUUUGAAACCCUGAAAGGUGCUCAAGUUUUCGCUACAAGAAGCUGCAUGGAGAUUGAAGGUGAAUUUGUCAAAUCGCUUGAAAGUUCAUCUGGGAAGUUGGUAAUUCCAAUUGGGUUGCUGCCAGCUUCGCCAGAAGACAGCAAUGACCACAACUGGUACACCAUGCUUAAUUGGUUAGAUAAAUGGGAAAAGGGGUCAGUGAUCUAUGUUUCAUUUGGAACUGAAGUCACGCUGAGUGAUAAAGACUUCACUGAAAUUGCUGUGGGAUUAGAAUUGUCUGGUUUUCCUUUUUUUUGGGCUGUGAAGAAUCGAAACAUCUCAGGUGGUAAUGUUGAGUCACAGGAUUGGAUUGAGAAUGAGUCAAAAAGGGGAAUGAUGUGGAGAACAUGGGCACCUCAGUCCAGGAUUUUAGCACACAAAUCUGUUGGAGCAUUCCUCACUCACUGUGGUUGGAACUCAGUGAUAGAGGGUCUCCAAGUUGGGUGCCCACUUGUAAUGUUGCCCUUCCAAUAUGAUCAAUGGUCGAUUGCUAAGUUUAUGGAGGAGAAGAAGGUAGGGGUUAAAGUACACAGAAAUGAGCAUGAUUCCAGCUUCACUAGGGAUUCAUUGGCCAAGGCACUGACAUCAGUGAUGUCGGAAGAGGAAGGGAAAUAUCUUAGAAAAGCAGCACAAGAGAUGAGUAAAAUAGUUGGGGACAAACAACUGCAACUAAAAUAUGUUAAUGAGUUUGUUGAUUACAUGAAAAACAAUAGGCCUGCCUAUAAUUAGUAUAAUGGCAAGUUGUAUUAAAGAAAGACCUUGAUUUCUCUUAGAAUUAGCCAAUCUAGUAGCAACUCAGUCCAACCUAGAAGUGAACCAAGAAGGCUACCUAUCUCUACAAUGCUUUUCUUAUAUUAGUUGUCUUCAUUUUUUCUUAAAUUGGUCAGAUUUCACUUCAAGAAUAUGAUGGAUUACCUGCCAAGAAAAAAUGUCUGCAAAAUGAGGAACGUUAAGAUGAAGCAAUAAAAAUUAAUUUGAAUUUUGUGUU